CCACAGCUGUUUCUGCUGGUUCUUCUUCUUCCCUCUACCAACACAUUUCGCUUUGCAUAACAGUUGCAGACAAUCGUUUAGUUAAAAUAAAUCAAUUAAAAUGUCCAAGGCGGCGGGUAAACUGAAAUCCCUGAAGAAGACAGUGGAUCGUGUGACGCACACGAGCAAACUGAAAACGAAUAUACCCGCGGGAAUGGCCGCUGCAGGACCUCCAUUGGGACCAAUGUUGGGACAGAGAGCUAUUAAUAUUGCCGCCUUUUGCAAAGACUUUAAUGCCAAGACCGCAGAAAUGAAGGAAGGCGUGCCAUUGCCCUGCAGGAUUUCCGUGAAUAGCGAUCGCAGCUUUGAUUUGGUCAUCCACCAUCCGCCGGCCACUUAUUUCCUGAAACAGGCGGCGGGAAUCCAAAGAGGCACCAUGACCCCUGGCAAGGAAGUCGCCGGCAUGAUCACUCUCAAGCAUUUAUACGAAAUUGCCUCGAUCAAAAUUCAGGAUCCGCCAAAUGCCCUUCUUACUAUGCAGCAAAUGUGUGAGAUGCUAAUUUGCAUUGCCCGGACCUGUGGCAUCAAGGUGGUCAAGGACAUAGAUCCGGUGGCUUAUGGGGAGUUCUUAGAGGAGCGCAAGAUUAUUGUGGAGCAGCAGCGGCGCGAGUUGCAGGAGAAGCGAGAGGCCAAGAUGUUGCGCACGGGCUAGGUUUGCUGAUUAGCACUGUGUGUUUAAUUGUUAAAAAUACAUUUAUACUUAAAGUGAAA
This is a messenger RNA of Drosophila rhopaloa, 750 nucleotides long. It is a transcript of the gene mRpL11, whose product is annotated as 39S ribosomal protein L11, mitochondrial. Gene Ontology annotation, biological process: translation. The transcript has 3 exons. The record is from RefSeq and is a predicted model, not a curated record. Gene Ontology annotation, molecular function: structural constituent of ribosome; large ribosomal subunit rRNA binding. Gene Ontology annotation, cellular component: mitochondrial large ribosomal subunit; ribosome. NCBI's taxonomy places the organism in Eukaryota, Metazoa, Arthropoda, Insecta, Diptera, Drosophilidae. The coding region runs from base 101 to 691 and encodes 196 amino acids.